AUGGACCCACGCGAAAACUCCUCGCGUUCGUCUGUGAAAGCCUCUACCUCAAUAAAACGUAAAGUUUCACUUAAUCGUUCUAAACGCGCUACUCAGGGUGUGGAUGAUCGUCCAGCUGUGUUGCAGAAUGCGAAUUCGAGUAGUGGGACAAAGUUUAAACAGAUGUUUACCAGGCGGCCGUCUAUUUCAGAUUCACUCGGGAAGCGAGUGGACAUUGCGUUACUGACUUUUGGCGGGAACAACAGUGAAGCUAUGAACACUGCUUCUCCCACUACCACUUCUCCCCCUGUUACUUCUCCUAGUACCGUUACUGCCAUACAGCGUGACCAACAAGCGCCAGGACGACCACAGCGUAGCAUAAUGGGCAAAAUCAAACGGCCGCAAAGCGGACAAUACCAAUUAAAUUCUCCUUCCCAAACCUCUUUUCCGCUUGCUCCAACCGAGGAAGAACCUUCAUCGAAUACACCAAAUACAUCGCUCAGUCACUCGUCUUCUCUAUCAAGGAAGACAACUGGCAAAUUCCCAAAAGACAUUAUAAAUAGAGAUCAAAGUAGAUCCCCACAGAGGGAUGAUAAGCCUGAGAGAACCUUUAAAAAGACAAGAGUAUUCUCCGAUUCGAAACACAAAUCUAAGGCGAGGAUAAUGUCGUUGAUUAGUUUUAUCGACGCUGCUAAUGAAUUAGAUCAAGCCCAAUUCUUCCAAGAUCACUCUGAUACGGUUUUCGAUGUAAUGUAUAAAGCGUAUAUGGAUCAAGCAGAGAAAAUAAGACAGAGGACAGAUCGCCCAAUUGCCUUUUCGUCCAAGGAGUUUGCCCAUGUAAAUAGAAUAUUGUUGGUUUUGCGAAAAGUAUUCCUGUAUUUACCUGAUAGAAUACGGAAAGGAUGGCAUAAAAAGGAAAUUGCCGAAAUACUAAAUCAUCUCCUUGAGCAUAGAAAUCAUCCUAGAAUUCGAAUAAUAGGAUUUCAACUGCUUUUAUUAUGGCUUAACGACCAGACCAUAGAGUUAGCGGAAGCUGUUCGAUUAUAUGCAAAUGCAAUAUCAUUAGACUUGUUUGUGUACGAUCAUAUCAACAGUGUAGAGAAAACUUUUGAUUCAAACGAGGGUAGCAUCACGCUACAACAAGAACUGAUAAAAGCUGAAGAUGGAAUGCCGUUAUUUCCCAAUCCUCAACCGCCAACGUUACAUGACGUAAUCGCGCUUAUAAAACAUGAUCUUUCCUGUCUGGCUCGAUUGGCCCAUGUGGCAGCUGGGUCUACUCCACCGCAAGAGACGUACGAAUUUCCAGUCGAGAAUCUGGCUUAUGAUAACGGAAUUGCGGUUGGAAUGGGCAUUGAUGCUGCAUUUGCUGCUGCCAAAUUUCAUUUCGACCUAUUUAAGAAGCACUAUUUGGUGAAACUGUUUCCAGCAUGCGCGAAGAAAUUUGGUCUAUUAUCAGCGGAAGAGAAAAUCGGGUUCAGAAAAUGUCCACCAACGAUACUACGCAUUUUGAUACAGUUUUUUAUUGACUACUCUCUCGACAAUAACCACUUGGCCACCGACACUCCGCCUACACAUCCUUCGCCAGCAACUCCGAUAUUAAAGUCAAUAUUACUGACACCUGAGAACCGCGAGUUUAUACAUGAAAUAUUGAGACAAGCAUUGAUCCUGCCACCUGGUAGUUCUGCAUAUAAAGACAUUGUGCGAGGAGCAGUUCAUAUUAUUGGAAUGUGGAUACUCAGCGGAGAAGAAGAACGACCAUCUUUCCUUCGCAAAACUGUUACUAUGACGUCCUCGGUACCAACGAAUACUUCGUUUGACACAACCAGUUCAUUCAACGAUGACGCCCGUUCCACAGAUACGGGUGGAACACCAUCUCCUACUUUAUCGAUUGAUAAUUAUACUGAAGCGAAUAAAUACCUUCAACGAUACGUUGAACUAUUGAGUCUUAUAUUUAUGGAUCAUCCGUUGCUUACGCCCGAUGGCAAGAUGGCAAAUCUCGAACCAGAAUCGCAGGUUACCAUUUAUAAAGACGCGUUAUCAUUGUUUAGAGCAAUGAUGGCUGAAUGUACUAUCGAUCUGGAGCCAAAGACCUGGGAGAUUAUACUGGCAAAUUUGUUAGAGAUUCAACAUGGGAUAAUGAAUCGAAAUGAUAAAUAUGGGGCAAUAAAAUCAGUCAUGUUGGCUGAUGAUUUUGUGAAUUAUUUAGUGGAGACGAUAUUUAAUGCAUUUGUGCGAUCAAUGUCGCAAGAAGGCGAUUUGUGGCAAGCGCUGACAUUUGAGAUGAGCAUAGCUACUCGGUGGUCACAAACAAUCUCCCAGUGGAGAAAAAUAAUGAUUCGCCUCACUCGCAUCCUCUCUAAACAUCUUUACCAAGUGGACCUUGAUGCGCUUGAAAUCAACAGACGUCUUUCUGAAUACGCCAUAAACGAGAAAUAUUCACAUCGUCGUCUCCCAUCAAAAAAUAAAACCCGUCAUUUGUCUCUUCGCGAGUCGCGACAUAAGACUACAGGGAGCAGUUCGUCACGUGAGGAUAUGGUAUCGCCUGAUGUGAAGACACCUGAUAAUGGUAAACCUGUCCGCAGGGCUGUGAGCAUCCAUCAGGACAUGUCACCGCUCAAUGAGAAUAAAAUAUUGGGUGGACAGUCAUUGUUCAAUUUUGGCAAUAGCGAUUUUACUCCUGAGGAUUCUAAUAUAAAGUCCAACAGGACGUCAGCUUCAUCGAUUUUCACCCAGCACAAUUAUAGCACCGAGAAACUAUCGAAUACAUUAGGCAAUUUUAGAUGUGCCGAAUUCCUAUACAUAGAAAGACUUCCCUGGACGUCAGCGAAUGUUCUUUAUAUAUGGAAGAACAUGCUAGUUGCGUUAGGCAAUGUCAAUCGCAUUGAGAUAUCUCCCAAUCAUUCGGAAGCCAUUAAAGGAUUGGUGGAACUCUGGAGCAUGCUUUCAAUGAUACGUAACAACCAACCAUAUGACAACGUCCCAUUACCAUCAUUAUAUACUAACUUUGCGCCGUGGUUUUUUGAAGCGUGUGACAUGCCUGUUGCCUAUGCUCCGGGUCGCGCUCAAGCAUACGCUGGAAUGUGCAAGAUGAUGUCUCGUCGUCACGAACAGCCUCUUCCCUCUUCCUACUAUGCUCACUUCUACCGUUUGAUGCUCAAAGGCCUAGCCGAACCAGAUACCGCAAUAACCUUGGCUAUAAUAAAUAAUUCCACCCGAUUAUUUGCGCAAGGACUUCCCGGAUGCCAGAUAUUAGUGAGCGGUUUCAUAGAAUCAGCAAGGAAUGUGUUAACUCAGACAAACACGUCAAUACCAGAGUUAACCAGGCAGAAUGCGAUUACAAUAUUGUGUUCUUUGAUAUGUGUUGUGGGCCAAUCUGCAUCAGCCAAAGUGCCAGUAGUGCCAUACAAGGAUUUAGCGUCGAUUGAUCUGGAUGACAAUGAUUUGGACGGGAACGAGUUUGGAAGCGUAAAGUCGAUUAGAUUGAGUGAGGUGCGAUUGACGCUUAAGGAUACUCUUAUACGAUCACUCGAUACUGAAGAGAGUGUGCGUAAUCCUGAUACUCAUAUAAUGCUGUUACAUGGCAUCUGUACUCUUGCUUAUAAUGAGCUGACAUCAGUGGCAUGGCCGCACAAAUCUAUAGUGAAGGAAUGCUUCCAUGCCUUAGUUGAUCAAUUAUAUUGGAACCAUCUUCCCGUUGUAGCCGCCGCCGCCGACUGCUUGAGCGUGUUUGCUCAGAACAAUCGUCCGAAUCAGAACGAUGAUAGCAAGAUAUAUACAAGUAUCAUAGAAGUUGUUUUGAGCAACCUCAUUGGGGCUUUGGACGGACAUCUAAAUUUGCAGAGAGGAGCUCAGAGGAAUGGGAGAGGUUUUAUUAUUACCAAACUGUUUCAAUGUCUUAAUCACUGGUUAAUGGCCGUUCCUCCAAGAAUCUUUACAGAGACAGAGUUGUAUCAACUUGUGUUUGACGUAAUUGGUUUGACUUUCGAAGUUACGGGACACGAGCCUCAAAAACAAUAUGAUAAAUUACUUCCAACAAAACCGAAAAAAUCUCGUAGCAGAAAGACAGUCCAAAACUCUCCAAUAAAAUUCGAAAAGGCUGAACGUAGAGUAUGUCUCAGUGCUACACUUAACAAUGAACAUGGAGUGCACGUAGUGGGGGCGGACUAUCCAGAGGAUCCCGACUUGAUCAAGGAUGUAGCCGAGUGCAUAUUACUUCACUUGACUCAUCAUUUGGGCAAUUUUUCUCCGAUUCAUGGUGCUGCUAUGACAAGUAGUUCUCUUGUUGGUCCAGUUGGGUCCGAUCCUGCGGAGGACGAGUUAUCCGAACACUAUCAAUACUUUUCAGUUAAUGAUACUACGAUAAUUACACUGAUCGAAGUACCAGGUGAAAAAUCUACUCAAUCAAGGAUGAUCAUUAGGGAUAUCACUGGGAGAUACGCAUGGGAUUCAAGACUGUUUUUCAAGGCGCUACAUGAAGAUGAAUCAAGUAAGACAAAAUACAUUGGUAUGACUGAUGAACUAGAAGGACGAGAAAUGAUGCCAAAGAAGAAAUAUCGUGCGUUAUAUAGCAAACAAGAACGACGAUUGUCAUUCUCAAGUGAACGUAACGACAACAUUAAUGCGAUAGACGUAGAGAAAGUGACAGAACCUUCUAGCGAAUCCAACGAUUCUCCAACAUCAAAUACAUCCUCUGUAUCAUCAUUCAUUCCCAAACCUAGUUCGUUGGAUAAUCUACUCACAUACAUUGGUACCAAUUACCAUGACUGUUCUCCAUCUGGUAAUGUGCGCGCUGUAACUCCAACCCCGCCUGAACAACGACCCCGUCUGGAUUUAGUCAAACUUCAAAUGGACAAACAUAUAACGGAAGAGAUAUCUUAUGAGAAUGCGUCUGAUGAUCAGGCAAAGUCAUGGUAUGAUACAGUGAAGGCAAUUAGGAAUAGUAUAUUUCAUGUGGGAGAUUGCCAGAAAAAAUCAAAAAUGCCAAAGACUCCCUUAUACUCGAGGGAGACGUCACACCUAUCACUUGGAGCAGAUUUCUCGUUAUCAAAGUCAUUCUUGCCGUGUAUUCCAUGCGAGUCUGAGAAACCAACCGAGCCAUAUCAACACUGUCGACUGUUGUUAAGCCAUUUAGGAUGGUUAACUCCGGAGACAUUUAAAGAGAGUUAUAUAUCCCUCUUGAGGAAAUCGACUGCCAUAAAUCGUGAUCUGAAGUUACUUGAUAAGAGACAUCCGAGAGAAGUUAUCAAGAUUGCGGUGCUGUAUGUUGGGGCCGGACAGGAGGAUGAGUUGAGUAUAUUACGGAACGUGAGCGGAAGUGCAAUGUAUGACGAGUUUGUGAGUAGUCUAGGAUGGGAAGUCGAUCUAGCUACUCAUACUGGGUAUGUAGGAGGAUUAGAGCGUACGGGUGCCAAUGGAAAGAGCGCGACAUAUUACUGUGAUUCCAGUAUGGAAAUAAUAUUUCAUGAUGUGACCAAGAUGCCUAAUGACCCGUCUGAUAUUAAGAUGGUAAAGAAAAAGAGACAUAUCGGUAAUGAUCAUGUGCAUAUUGUGUGGAACGAGCAUUGGCGUGAUUACAAAAAGAAUACGAUUAAGGGUGAUUUUGGGAAUGCAGUAAUUGUAGUGAAUCCGUUAUCUAAUGGAUUAUUUUCGGUGGACGUUCAUCGGGAUAGCAAAGUGUCAAUGUUUGGUCCUAUCAGUCAGGGUAUGGUCGUGAGUAAACGGUUGUUAGGUCCUUUGAUCAGGGCUACAGCAGUGCAAGCAUUUCGCAAUUGCCUUCAUUCUAUUUUCAAUACUCCGGCCUCCAUGUAUAGGCAUUCGUAUAUAGAGAGGAGAGAUGAUCUGAGUAAACUGGUAGGGAAACAUCGGGCAAAGUGUGUCAGCUAUGCAGAGUUUAUGAGUAAGAUAUUGGCAUAUGAUGAUGUGACUGAAUGA
Messenger RNA from Paraglomus brasilianum, 5910 nucleotides. The record is from the annotation of a GenBank genome assembly. Lineage: Eukaryota; Fungi; Glomeromycota; Glomeromycetes; Paraglomerales; Paraglomeraceae.